UGAAAAGCAACAUGCUUUUGGUAGUUCAUGAGAAAUUUGGCUUUUAAAGUGUGACAUUCUGUUGCAUAGAAUAAUGUUAGGACAUCUGUCACCUGGAGGCCUGUACAGCUGGUCUGCUUUAGUACUCAACUCCAACUAAGCCAUGAUGAUGGCAUGGGUAUAAUUCAUCCCCUUGCUGCCAUGGUAAUGUUUUUACAGUGCAUGAACUUCUUUUAGUACUGCCUUCUUUCUCCCAUUCCAUUUGAGCUCCUCUAGAGCAGUGGUUUUCAAGCUAUGGUCCAUGGACCCCUGGGGGGUCCACAGACUGUCUAGGGCAGUAAUUCCCAAACUUUAACAGAUUGCACACCACCAAUUUAAAAUAAUACAACCUUAACUACCACCAGUAAAUUUUUCAGUUCAACCUGAAGUACCACCCGCAAAUUUUUGUUGUAUAAAGUAAUUAUAAGAAAUCUGUUGACAUACCACUGACAGGUUGUCUGAAUACCAGAUUGGGAACCACUGAUCUAAGGGGUCAAUGAAAGAUAACUAUGAUCAUUCAAAAGUAUGUGAAUACCCUAUAGGUGCUGACUUUUUAAUUUUUUUUCGGGGGAGGGGGGGAUGAUGGACAUGUAUAAAAAUUUCUACAUCACCAUGGUGGGGGAGGCUUCUUGCCUUACACUUGCCUACAAGGAAACCUCAUUAAAUGCAUCAUCUAUCAUUAAACUGCCAAAACCAGCUUGUACUCAGUAAUGGAAACCACCUAUGAAUGUAAUUAAAUGUAGCCAACACUGAGUGUGACUAUAAAACACAUCGCCCAUAUUGAGCAAACCAUAAUGCUAAGAGUCUACCACAGGGAUAGUUCAGUGCAGCCCAUCUGAAUAAGAUAUAUGAUAGUGCCCAGUGUGCCCAGUCCCCCCUCAGCACUUAUUCUUUUUUAGGGUCAUGGUAAGCUGCUACAUUGAAUGUAUUUUGACUUCCUCUUCACUCCUAUGGCUGAGCUGUACCUUUCUUUCCCAUUUCCAGUGAUUCCUGUUUAUUCACCAGCCUUAAAUGCCUGGCAGACAUCACCAAAUGGGGCCCCAAACAGUUCACCCAGAAUCCUAUUGUUACCUUUCUCUGUCUAUUGUGUACGAUGUGUGGGCUCACCCUCUAUGAGGUGAAGCUGGAUCAGGUUGCCCUGCACCUCAUCUGCAGAUACAUUCUUGAAGCAUUCCAGGGCUUGUGACCAGAAUACCCGGUUCCAGUCAUGAGUAGGAGCUAAUUAUGGGGGACUGUAUGAAAUAUGCACACAUACCUCAUACCAUGCCAGUGCUGAGGUAUAGGAUCACUGGCUUGAAACACUGACUCUGCUGGGACCCAGCCCAAUCAACAGUAUGUCUCCUCUCAGCCAUGACCUCAUCCUUAACCUGACUCAGGAUGGAAUCAAACUGCGGUUUGAUGCUUUCAAUCAGAGACUUAAGGUGAUUGAAGUUUAUGACUUGACUAAAGUAAAGUUAAAAUAUUGUGGUGUCCAUUUUAACUCUCAGGCAAUUGCUCCAACCAUAGAGCAGAUUGAUCAGUCAUUUGGAGCAACACAUCCAGGAGUGUACAACUCAGCUGAACAACUUUUUCACCUCAAUUUCAGAGGACUUUCGUUUUCCUUUCAGUUAGACUCAUGGACUGAAACUCCAAAGUAUGAGCCUAACUUUGCCCAUGGCCUUGCUUCUCUACAAAUUCCCCAUGGUGCAACUGUGAAACGUAUGUACAUCUACAGUGGAAACAGUCUGCAAGAUACAAAGGCUCCCAUGAUGCCACUCAGCUGUUUCCUUGGUAAUGUGUAUGCAGAGAAUGUUGACGUUCUGAGAGAUGGGACUGGACCCUCAGGUUUACGGCUCCGCUUACUCACUGCAGGUUGUGGCCCAGGUGUACUAGCUGAUGCUAAGAUGCGGGUAUUUGAACGCUGUGUGUAUUUUGGUGAUUCGUGCCAGGAUGUUUUGAGCACCUUGGGGUCUCCGCAUAAGGUCUUUUAUAAGUCUGAGGACAAGAUGAAAAUUCAUUCGCCCUCCCCCCAUAAGCAGGUUCCAUCAAAAUGCAAUGACUACUUCUUUAACUACUUCACCCUUGGAGUGGAUAUUCUUUUUGAUGCAAAUACUCACAAGGUGAAGAAGUUUGUCCUGCAUACAAAUUAUCCUGGUCAUUACAACUUCAACAUUUACCAUCGUUGUGAGUUCAAGAUUCCACUGGCCAUUAAGCGAGAUAAUGCUGACUCUCGGACUGAAACAUGCACAACAUACAGCAAGUGGGACAGUAUUCAGGACCUUCUUGGGCACCCGGUGGAGAAGCCAGUGGUGCUUCACAGGUCAUCCUCUCCAAACAACACCAACCCAUUUGGAUCAACGUUUUGCUUUGGACUGCAGCGAAUGAUUUUUGAGGUGAUGCAAAAUAAUCACAUAGCAUCUGUUACUCUGUAUGGCCCUGCCAGGCCCACCAGCCAGUUGAGACCUUCGGACCUUCCCCAGUGAGCAUCCCCUUCAAAACCCACUAAUCUAAAUGCUACAAAAUUAGUACAGUGUGCCUUGAUUUGCUGCCACUUAUAAUAUGGAAAGCACGGUAUGAUUUUUUUCCAAAAACAACCUUCCCACCAAUGCAUGGUGUGGAGGAGAAAUUCUCUCAACCCUUCAUCAUGAGGAAUGGAACUAGUGGUGGACGAAUGCAGUUAGGUGCCUGCGUCAUCAUCUUAUUCCUCUUGGUUGUCCUCACCCUGUGCAGCACAGGCAUGAAGAGACUCUGUAUCCUUCCUGAACUGGCAGAAGAGAGAGGUGGAAGAGGAGGCACAUAAUUGACCGCAAGAGUUAGAAGCACAAACUUUCUGAGCCUUGGAGCAUCUGGAAGCAGAUACUGAUUUUAGUCUGUGUUUAUGUUACUGUAUUGAUGUGGUGGUCACACUUUAAGAAAACAAGUAUGUAUACAAUAUAUAUAAACAAAUCGGUAUAUCUGUGACUAAGGACAUUGUACCAAGUGUGACAAAGGUGUAUAUAUGUCCAUGAUUUCAGGCACCACAUCUUUGUAUAACUUUAAAACAAGCAAGUAGCAUGUGCAGAAUACUUGGUUGUAACAUUUGCACUACAUACACUUUAAUUACUUGAUAAAUGUUUAUCUUCACUGAGGAGCAUCUGUGUAUGACGUGAGUGGGGUGUAAUGGUUAUUUAAUGUACACUGCACAAAGCUUAUUUAUACUGUGGAUCAAAUAAUCCACCUUCCUGCACUAAUACUUGACAUGCUGAAACAUUUGUUUUCUUGCCAUGCCUGGUUUACUAAAUUUUUUUUUCAUGUGCAGUUUUCUUUAAAAAAAUGUCUGGAAGAGAAGGGUAUUCCUAUGAAUGGAAAUGUUUUACUUUAAGGGGUUUGAUACCAUUUUUUUCUUUAUGCUGAAAUAUUAAAAAAAAAUAAGUUGCCUCAUUUAUGUUUGCUCCAAACUCCUUCUCUCCCCUCCUUUUUCCUUGGGGAAUUUGUCAUGUGUAUAUAUAGUAUAUUGAAAAAUAAUUCCCCUGCUCCUUCAAUACCAAGAAACCUUUUUCCAUAAUGUCUGAUGUAUAAUUUUUAUUUAAUGCCAAAGGUUUAGCCAAAGACAUCCUCACUGUAGGUUCACCAUUUCUGUACAUAUACUCUAACUGCACACCCUGCCCCCAGGUAACCAGAUAGAUGUUUUUUUUCUAGUCGGGAGAUGCUGCUCGCUGCGUGUUAUCUGAAGUGGAUACUUUGGAUUUCUAGUUAUUUUACCUGUCUUAUCUGGGUAGAAUAGAUGGUCUGUCUUUGCAAUAUUAACCCUUUUUAAAAAAUGGAAAAGAGAAAUGUAUAAUUUUAUCCCAUUUUUAAUAUUUUGGUGUAGCAACUUGUGAUACAUAGACAAUGAUUUUGUGAGUUUUACUAUGUGUGUACAGAUUCUGUAAAUAUGACAUUUUUGUAAUUCUAACUCCAUGUACAGUGUAAUCCUGUAUAGUUUAUCAAUGAGUGAGAGAGAACAUUUUAUUUCCUAUCUCAUGUUUUGGAUCCUGGACCAGUAGCAGGGAUACAUGUGUUGUGUGUACAAUACUCUUUUGCCAUUUAGUCUUCCUGUAUACUGUGAUAUUCUAGACUGUUUUAAUUAAAACAAAAAUGUCCCAUUGGGAAUCUAACUUAAUUGAUAAGGAAAAAGUUACUGUUUACCUUUAUUCCUAGGUGUUACUCCUGUUGAAUUCCUGUUCAGUCUGUGUGGUUUCCUGUGAUCAUUGCUUGCUAAGGAAAUUCUAUGCCUCAAUCUAUUUCUUUAUAUCCUUUAUAAUUUUAAUCUUGUUUUACAUAACCCUCCUGCAAAUGUAAAUGGAAUACAUAAUGAGCAUGUAUACUGAAAGGCAAAUAAAAUGAAACUCAGUUACUGUUUUGCGCUAAAUACAGUUGCUGGGUGUUUUUUGUAAUAAAGUUGUAAAUUUGUUUUAUUUAUUUCAUAUCAGUCAUUUUAUAUGUACAGCAUAACUGCCAUCUGACAGGUCAUAUUGCCAGUAUUUUUGUUCUAACAGUCAGAACAGCACAUCUCUUAAUAGACAUGUAAAUACAAAACAUCCAAUCUGUUUUAUAACAGGUAUUUGUAUGCAUAGCAUAAACACUUGCAUUUCAUCUUGUAACAAUGCUCUGAGCUAAGAAAAAAUUACUUUGAA
Molecule: messenger RNA, 4652 nt
Organism: Alligator sinensis (Chinese alligator)
Lineage: Eukaryota; Metazoa; Chordata; Crocodylia; Alligatoridae
Gene: PHAF1
Product: chromosome unknown C16orf70 homolog
Exons: 15
Coding region: 1353-2480 (375 amino acids)
Biological process (GO): Golgi to plasma membrane protein transport
Cellular component (GO): dendrite; trans-Golgi network; synaptic vesicle membrane
Source: RefSeq, a predicted model, not a curated record